Messenger RNA from Xenia sp. Carnegie-2017, 2180 nucleotides. RefSeq names its product BTB/POZ domain-containing protein 16-like. The record is from RefSeq and is a predicted model, not a curated record. NCBI's taxonomy places the organism in Eukaryota, Metazoa, Cnidaria, Anthozoa, Malacalcyonacea, Xeniidae.
GGCCGCGAUUUGGUCGGUGAAUGACAAUGGCAACGUGUUUUUGCAAGAUGGUGCAAUUUCACCGCUACCAAAACCCUAUUUACCAACACUACCUCCCACAAAGACAAAGGGAUGUCUUAUAGCAGGUUUGUUCACCAGGCUCCUUUAAUGGCUUUAUCUGGUACAACAUAUGACAAAAAACCUCCUCCAAAGGCACCUUCUAUCCCAAAAGGUCAAAAACGUGUAUUGGUGGGUUUGACAAACCGCUGGAGACUCCCAGAGAAUGUAUCCUUUGAUCUGCUUGGCUCAUCUCAAGCAUUGAAGUCUGUUACUUCUCCAUACAACGAAACUGUUCUAUCUAUAGUUCCAGGUAGGAUUUAUAAAGUGAAAGCUAUAAGAAGUCGCUUGCAAAAGCUUCCCCAUGUAAUGAAACGUUUGCGUAAUAAGCAUGGUGAUGCUAUGGACCACAACACUGAAGCCAGAAAACACCAAACUUCCUCCGUACCUUGUAAAAAUAAUGAUGGUAAGUUUGCUUCAACCAAACCAACUCAAACCAAGGCAAAUGAUACAAAGCAAGUGAAUCUAAAGACACAAGUUCAGCAGGUUCAGUUUAAUAAAGGGCUUCCUUUAUCUGGUCGUCAACCGACCCCUAUGGAGCUGUUCCUUUAUCAUUCCCAAGCCACAGCAUUCUCUCGUGGACCUGAUGUUAUCUUGUAUGCCCUCGGAACGGCCUGGGAACUACACAAGCAAUAUCUUCAAAAAUGUGGCCUUUUAAGACGAAUGAUUAAAGACAAAGCGAUUACAGAGCAAAGCAACGACUCUGAUUGUGAUAAUGAACUUGAAACAAUGCAGGAAGAAGGUCUUAAUGAAUCCGCUGUUGAUCUACGCGCUGUAAAGAAUGUAGUCGGAGCAACCACAAAACGAGUUGAAGAGACAUCAGCCUUAAAACUAGUUCGAACAACUUCAUUUGGAAGCGCGAUGAUUCUCAAACUCAAGGUGAAAGAUCCGUUGUUGACGAAGCAAGCUUUUGCCUUGGCUCUUGGCUCCCUGUAUGUUGGCGAUGUAAAGAUGGAUGACACGGAUGUUGUAGGAGUUCUCGCCGCUGCCAGUCUUUUGGAAUACGGAGAGCUAAAGAAAAUUUGCGUGGAUAUGAUGCUGAGUGGAAUUUCAGUCUCAACUGUAUGCACGUAUCACAGUGUUGCGACUAAGUACAAACAAAUUUCUGUGAUUGACGCUUGCGAGAGAUGGCUAGAACUAAAUCUAGUGCCACAGCUUUCUGUACAAAUUUACCUAAGUCAUCUUCGACAAGACGUUCUGGAGAAAGUUCUUAUGUCUAAUCGACUCUUUACUUGGAAUGAAUACUAUCUUUACAAAGUUUUGGCUUAUUGGAUAUUUCUUAAUCAGCAUCCGAAUGUUAGAGUAAGUUUGUUAUUCUUGGAACUGUCGUGGUUUAUGAGCCUCCCCAAAUCAAGUGCGUUUUUGGACAGAGUUGAGGGCCAGCGGUAUACAAGUCUGUUGAGGUCGUUGCGUCUGAUUACUAUUACUGAUAGUCUACAUCUUGACGAGAUACAGAAAAUGAACAUCACGCCACAGUCAUGGUUACUGCGCAUGUACAGUCAAAACUAUCAUGCACUUCAAGGUGGCGGUGGCGACAUGUCCUUGUUGACGAAAUUUGACCAAGGUGCCGUGAGAGUCGGCUUCAUUUUGGAUAAGAAGCUUCAAUAUCACUCAAGUCUUUUAUCUCUUCAUGGCUUUCAUUUUGAACUCAAGGCAACGAAAGAAGAAGACGGGAGGCAUGAAUUUUUCUUACAGAGGUUACGUCCACACGAUCCAAUGUCGUUCAAAACUACAGAUCGUCACACCUUCUCCUUGAGACAAGAUCGUGAGGUUCGAUACAAUAUACGGGUGCAAUGGGAAUCAGGGAACACGGUUGAAGUGUACUCGAGUGGUAUAAUGAGUAAAACGUUUGGUUUUAAUGAGAAAACGAACAAGAGUGAGAUUAUUUGUCUACGAGAGUUACCAUUACCUGCCUACGUAAUGUUUUCUGUCAUGUUCCCAGCGUCUUAACUCAAAAAGUACUGGAAACUACCGAAAUGAGACACAGUGGAUUUUUUAAUAGAUAACAUUGUUGUAUUGUAUUUUAAGAUGUAUAAAUUACAUAAUGCAAAUAUUUUUUAACGAAUAUAAUCACCUAUAAGCUA